AUGGUCGAAAAGCUCGACAAGGAUCUCGUGGCAGAUCCACAACUGCCAUACAACGCGCAUCAGGACACUCAAGAUGCCCUCUCGAUCAACGAGAUUUCACUCGUCGCCGCGCCCGUGGCAGCACUCGACCCCAACUCAGAAGAGUACAAACAGCUCGAAAGACGGCUUGUCCGCAAGAUUGACUUGCGUUUGAUGCCAAUCCUAGUCCUAUUAUACAUCCUAAAUUACCUCGAUCGUAACAGCAUUACGACCGCUCGAGACUCCGGCCUGGUAAAGGACCUGAAGCUCGAGGAUCAAGAGUACCAAACCGCCAUCAGUAUCCUCUUUGUCGGCUACAUCACCUUCCAGAUCCCGUCCAACAUGCUCAUGACCAAGCUCGGCCGACCCUCGCUCUACAUCCCGACGUUUGUUGCGCUUUGGGGCAUCGUCUCGGGCUGCACCGCUGCUACCACGGGUUACCACUCGCUGCUCGCCGUCCGCAUCUGCUUGGGCUUUGUCGAGUCUGCGUUUUUCCCCGGUGCGUUGGCGCUGCUGGGCUAUUUCUACAAAAAGGAAGAGAUGGCCACACGCACGGCGAUCCUCUUCUCGGGCAGCAUUAUCAGCAAUGCCUUCUCGGGGUUGAUCUCGGCGGGCAUCUUGAGCGGGAUGGAGGGCAAGGCGGGACUGCCAGCGUGGAAGUGGCUGUUUAUCCUGGAAGGAUGUGUGACGGUGGUGGUGGCGGGGAUUGCCGUGUUCAUUUUGCCUGAUAUGCCGGGCAACUCCAAGUUCUUGUCGCCGGAGGAGAGGCAGAUGGCGGUGAAUCGGUUGUCGGUCAAUGCGGGAACGACGUUGUCGCCGAACGAUGAGGAGGGGUCGCCGAUGCAGGGCUUCUUGAUGGCGGUCAAGGAUAUCAAGGUUUGGGUGUUGGCGUUUAUGCUCACGGCAGUCACUGUUGGUGUGGGCUUCAACCAGUUCUUCCCGACCAUCGUCGGCUCGCUCGGGUACUCGCACACGGUGACGUUGCUGCUCACGGCGCCGAUCUGGUUCUUCGCCUUCAUCGCGUGUCUCGUCAACGGCCUCCACUCGGACCGCGUCCAAGAGCGUACACUGCACAUUAUCGUUCCCCUCGUAUUCGGUAUCGUAGGGUUCAUCAUUGCCUCGACCACCACCAGCCUAGGCGCACGCUUCUUUGCCCUCUUCAUCGAAGCAUCGUCGUACGCGGGGUACACGUGUGUGCUCGGCUGGAUCGCUCCCUCCAUCCCCACGCCCAAGUACAAGAAGGCAAUCGCGCUCGCCCUAAUCAAUGCCUUCUCACAGCUCGGCAACAUCUCGGCGAGCUACGUAUGGCCCAAGAAGUGGGGCCCCAAGUACUGGCAAAGCAACACGAUCAGCUCGGCUAUGUUUGUCGCGUGCAUCGUGCUUGUGCUGCUGCACAGGACCAUGUUGAACAUGGAGAAUAAGGAGCUGGAUAGGAUCAAGGAGGAGUUGCUCAGCCGCGGAGGGGCAAGGGAGGCAGAUGAGGACGUGAAGGCUGAGGCCAAGGUGGAUCCGGAAUCGCAAGUGGUGGUGGACGCCAAGUCGAAGAAGCAGUUGACUCGGAUUGCGAUGGCGAAGAGCUCGUUCCGGUACAUGUUGUAG
This is a messenger RNA of Sporisorium graminicola, 1617 nucleotides long. RefSeq lists its product as uncharacterized. The transcript is spliced from 2 exons. Gene Ontology annotation, biological process: transmembrane transport. The coding region runs from base 1 to 1617 and encodes 538 amino acids. The record is from RefSeq and is a predicted model, not a curated record. Lineage: Eukaryota; Fungi; Basidiomycota; Ustilaginomycetes; Ustilaginales; Ustilaginaceae. Gene Ontology annotation, cellular component: membrane. Gene Ontology annotation, molecular function: transmembrane transporter activity.